This is a messenger RNA of Populus trichocarpa (black cottonwood), 2066 nucleotides long. RefSeq names its product protein NRT1/ PTR FAMILY 2.11. NCBI's taxonomy places the organism in Eukaryota, Viridiplantae, Streptophyta, Magnoliopsida, Malpighiales, Salicaceae. The record is from RefSeq and is a predicted model, not a curated record. Gene Ontology annotation, biological process: transmembrane transport. Gene Ontology annotation, cellular component: plasma membrane. Gene Ontology annotation, molecular function: transmembrane transporter activity. The transcript has 4 exons. The coding region runs from base 90 to 1913 and encodes 607 amino acids.
CUUUCAAAAGUCUCACUUCCCCACUUACUCUGACAAAAACCGUGCACGCACACCGAGUUAGGAGGAGUGAGUGAAGAAGGAUAGAAGGCAUGGAGAAGAGGGACGAGAGAGGGAGCAUUGGGGAGGAGAAUGGGAAAGAAAGCGUGCAGAAUGACCUGAAAGAAACCAUGGGAAACAGUGGAGAAGAUGAGACAAAUAGCAAGCCUAAGGUUAUCUACAGAGGAUGGAAGGUCAUGCCCUUUAUUAUAGGGAACGAAACGUUCGAGAAGCUAGGAACCAUUGGAACCUUGUCCAACCUCUUGAUAUAUCUCACUACUGUCUUCAACAUGAAGAGCAUUACAGCUGCAACUAUCAUCACCGUCUUCAAUGGUACUGCCAACUUGGGCACAUUGAUCGGAGCCUUUUUGUGCGACACCUACUUUGGUCGCUAUAAGACGAUAGGAUUCGCUACCGUCGCCUCCUUUCUGGGAUUGCUUGCUAUACAACUAACAGCAGCAAUCUCAAAACUGCAUCCACCCCACUGUGCAAAGGAGAGCAUCACAUGCAUAGGGCCAACAGGCGGUCAAAUAGCAUUUCUACUGGCAGGAUUCAUCCUGAUGAUAAUAGGAGCUGGUGGUAUCAGGCCAUGCAAUUUGGCAUUUGGAGCAGACCAAUUCGACCCUGAAACAGAAUCUGGAAAGAGGGGUGUAAAUAGUUUCUUCAAUUGGUACUUCUUUACUUUCACCUUUGCCCAAAUGAUAUCCUUAACGCUAAUUGUCUACGUGCAAUCCAAUGUUAGCUGGCCUAUAGGUUUAGGAAUCCCAGCAAUCCUGAUGCUCAUUUCUUGUCUAGUAUACUACAUGGGUACAAAAUUGUACGUAAAAGUGAAAGCCACUGGCAGUCCGAUGACCAGUGUAGCACGGGUUAUAGUUGUUGCAGUCAAGAAAAGGAAGUUGAAGCCAGUGGACCAACCUUGGCUCUCCCUUUUCAACUAUAUUCCUCCCAAGUCCAUCAAUUCCAAGCUUUCUUACACGGAUCAAUUCAGAUUCCUCGACAAAGCAGCAAUCAUGACUCACCAAGAUCAAGUAAACCCAGAUGGAUCGCCAGCUAAUCCUUGGAAACUUUGUAGUUUGCAGCAAGUGGAAGAAGUGAAAUGCUUGUUUAGGGUGAUUCCUGUAUGGACAGCUGCUAUUAUAUACUAUGUUGCUGUGGUUCAACAGCACACCUAUGUAGUCUUCCAAGCUGUUCAGAGUAACAGACGCCUUGGAAACAGCAACUUUGCGAUACCAGCUGCAUCAUAUAUUGUGUUCUUGAUGCUAAGUAUGAGCAUCUUCAUUCCUAUCUAUGACCGGAUUCUUGUCCCUUUUCUGCGGAGAAUUACAGGAAAAGAAGCUGGAAUCACAAUUCUUCAAAGAAUUGGCGUUGGCAUAUUUCUCACAAUUGUUACCAUGUUAGUCUCUGGCUUAGUUGAAGAGAAGCGAAGGACUAUAGCUCUUACCAAGCCAACUCUAGGAAACGCACCAAGAAAAGGUGCCAUUUCAUCAAUGUCAGCUUUAUGGUUAAUCCCUCAGCUAUCACUCUCAGGAAUUGCAGAGGCAUUUGGUUCCAUUGGCCAGGUUGAAUUCUACUACAAGCAGUUUCCUGAGAAUAUGAGAAGCAUUGGAGGGUCUCUCUUUUAUUGCGGCAUGGCAGCUUCAAGUUAUUUUAGUAGUUUACUGAUAACAGUAGUUCACCAAACAACAAAUGGUGCAGCAACUGGAAAUUGGUUAUCAGAAGAUCUCAACAAGGGAAGACUGGAUUACUACUACUACAUGAUUGCUGCUUUGGGGGUCCUAAACAUGGGCUAUUUUUUGCUGUGUGCCAGGUGGUACAAGUACAAAGGGGGCAAGGAUGAUGCACUGCUUGAACUCUGUGGGGGAGAAAAAACAAUAUGAGAAACCCGUAGCAUGAUCAGUGUUUUACAAACAACUAGGUUCAUGUAGCAGGGCGAGACUUCACCUUAUAUAUAGAAAAGAUUCUCAGUAGUCCGCUACAUUUGUAACGUAGAAGGCUCAUUCAGAAUAAUGUCUCUCGGCUCAUUUGAAUCA